CUACACGUCUUUUUAUUACAUAAAAUUUAAACAUAUAAAAAAAUGGGCCCAUUUUUAUAAUCCCCAUGUGCCCAUCAUGCAAAUACAAUAAUGACUUAUGACCAGUUUUGUUCCAUUUCUACUCACUUCCCCUUGAUUUAUUAUUUUGAAAUAAAUUCCUGACAUAAUUUCAUCUGCAAAUAUUUCAUUGUGUAUCUCCAUAAAGUAAGGGCUCUUUAACAGAACCAUAAUACAUUAUUACAUCAAAACAAUUAACAAUAUUUCUUAAUGUCAUAUAUCUAGUCAGUAUUCAAAUUUCCAGUUGCCUCAUAAGUGCCAUUGUUCACAAGCUUGUAAAGGAGAUAACUAAGAUUGCCCAUCCUUCUGACUCCAGAUCUCAAAUGCUGAUUCACUUGCAUUUGCUGCCUCCAGUUUGGAGAAGAAAGUUAGUUACUUGCAUGACUUUACAUGGGUAACAAAAUUUCUCCAACCUACUUUUAAAUGUAUUCUAAAAUGAAUGUAUUUGAGGUUCUCAGUGUUUUAUUCAAAGCUAGUGGGCCAUUAUAUGGCAUUAUAUUUCCAAAUAUGCUUUUAUCUUUUUAGAGUAAGAAUUAUGCUUAAAAAUCUGCACCUGUUACUUGACUCUGAAUGUCAUAGCUCUGUGCUGACUGUUGGCAGCCUGGAUGAUUUGGAGCUCACUGCCUGAAAGAGAUAGCAUUGGGAUAGUCAAGGAUUUUUGAUGAUCUAGGAGUAUAUAAUAUCAUUCAUAAGGUCAGGCUGCUAGUAUUAUGAAAAGCAGAAUGUUAAGUACUCAAAUAUUGCCUCAGGAAAACUUCUAUUUCCAUUAAGAAAAAAUCAAACAAGGUUAUUGCUAGUUCUUGAUUGCAUUUGUAACACUGAAUAAGGCAAUGUUUGUGGCUUGUUACUUGUAGCUUCAUCUCCUUGACUCAUAAAUUUUUCAAGUUACUAGACUUUUAUUGCCUUUCUCUAGCCUCUUCUACAAAUUUUAUUUCGUGAAAUGUCAAACAUGCAAAGGAAUGCAUAUAACAUGAUUAGUCUAAAAAACAAUAAUAAAAUGAAUGCUUAAAUACUUACCACUAUGCAUAAGAACAGAACCACAAAAGUACCCCUGUCCUGCUCAGUCCGUCAUAGUGCUCAUUCAAAUCACAUUCUGUGCUCCCCACGUGACAGAUAAUCAAUAUCCUGGAUUUUAUUGAAUCAUUUAUUAAUAUCGUUUCACCACAGAUGUAUGUAUCCCCAAACGGUAUUGUUUAUUUUUGCCUGAUUUCAUUUUUAUAUAAAUGAAAACAUACAUGGUACAUUUUUUUAAUGUAAUGCUUUUUAAAUUCAAAGAUAAAUUUCUGAAAUUCCUUCCUGUUGAAGUGUGCAGUGGCAUUUUGCUCAUGUUCAUAGCCAUGUCGUAGUCCACUGUGUGCAUACACCCCCAUUUACUUAGAUGUUGUACUAUAGACAGAUAUUUGAGUCAUUUCCAUUGUUGUUGUCUGCUAUUUCUAUUACAGAUAACACGCAUGUGCAGGAAUUUCUCCAGGGUUUGUAUCUGGGAAAGGUACAGCUUGGCCAAGUAGAAAUCAAAUGCCCUAUCACAGAAUGUUUUGAAUUCCUGGAGGAAACAACGGUUAUCUAUAACCUAACGCAUGAAGACUCCAUCAAAUAUAAAUACUUCUUAGAACUUGGCCGUAUUGAUUCCAGCACCAAGCCAUGUCCUCAAUGCAAGCACUUUACAACCUUCAAGAAAAAAGGACAUGUUCCCACCCCUUCCAGAUCAGAAAGCAAAUACAAAAUCCAGUGCCCCACUUGCCAAUUCGUCUGGUGUUUUAAGUGCCACUCUCCUUGGCAUGAAGGUGUUAACUGCAAGGAGUACAAAAAAGGAGACAAACUGUUGCGUCACUGGGCCAGCGAAAUUGAGCAUGGGCAGAGGAACGCCCAGAAGUGUCCAAAGUGCAAGAUCCACAUCCAGAGAACUGAAGGAUGUGAUCAUAUGACCUGUUCACAAUGUAACACUAAUUUUUGUUAUCGAUGUGGGGAGAGAUACCGCCAGCUCCGUUUCUUUGGAGACCACACAUCAAACCUCAGUAUAUUUGGAUGCAAAUAUCGCUACCUCCCAGAGAGACCUCAUCUAAGGAGAUUAGUGCGAGGGUCGGUCUGUGCUGGAAAAUUAUUUGUUGCACCUCUAAUCCUGGUCCUGGGAUUAGCACUAGGGGCCAUAGCAGUUGUAAUUGGUUUAUUUGUAUUUCCUAUCUAUUGCCUUUGUAAAAAACAGAGAAAACGAUCACGGACAGGUAUGCACUGGUGAAAUGCAGAUGAUUUCAUCUAACUGAGCUGGCCCGGGCGGGAGCUGCACAGAAUGGCACACCCACCGGAGAGUCGUGUCUUUGAAACACACCGAGAGGAACCUUCUGCCAUCUCGCGUCCCCUUGGUUCUCUGCAGGUGGCAAUGCCGCGAGCUCCAUUGCACUCCCCACAUGGUGUCCUGUCCUGUCCUGUCCUUAGGCUGAUUGCUGCUUUCAAAAAAUGGUCACUUUCACACACUAUAAACAUCUAUAUCAUAAUUCUGACCUUCUUCAUGGGCCUUGGAAGAAAUUAUUUUAAAUCAGAACCAGUUAUCCUCAGAGCUGUCUGAGCAUGCCUCUCCCGAGAAUCGCUUGGACUGUCUGCACCUGAACCCUCCAGCCCAUCUGGGAGAUUUGGUGUGAACAGCUGAAGUCCUGCCUGUACCAACAAGCAGGGCCACUUUCAGACGAGAAAGGCUCACCAUAUGCCCGUUGGCGUCUGUGGCCCAAGCGGUAUAAUUCCUUCAUCCUUCAGAUGCUAUAAUUGUUUAAAAUCUCAGUGCCCAAAGGGAACUAAUGAAACUAAAUCAAUGAAAAGAAUCAUGAGUUACUGAAGUGUAUGCGUAGGGGUGUGAAUGUGUGUGUAUAAAUAUCUGUAUUAAAACUUGACCCAGUAAGUAACCUUGUGCUUGUCAAGUUCCAUGCCUCUACACUAUUUUUCCACAUUUUCAUAGAUAUAUUUAAAGAUGAUGGUUCCUUUGUGGGCAUAAUUUGGGAAUGUACUGAAUUAAAGUCGUUAUAGACAACAGGCUA
Messenger RNA from Miniopterus natalensis, 3083 nucleotides. The record is from RefSeq and is a predicted model, not a curated record. Lineage: Eukaryota; Metazoa; Chordata; Mammalia; Chiroptera; Miniopteridae.